GUACUAGAUGGUUACUGAAUAAUAAUCUAAUUGAAACAUGGUCUAAGAUGGAGAAUUUUUUUCUGAUUACAUUGUAUUAUGUGAGCCUAACACAGUGUGCAAAGUGUUGCAAGAAACCACAAGAGGAAGCAGUCCGAAAUAGGCUACCAUGACAGGGCAGCAUUAAGAUCAGACUGCAUUCAUCAAAUGCCUGAAUUUUCAUUCCUGCAUUAAUCAAAUAUUUCACUUUAAUCCAUCUAUAUAUCACCUUUACCCACACGUAACAAGUGUUUUUAUUUUUAUUUUUUUUUGAUAGAGCUAUGAUGAUUGAUGACGAUGAUGAUUAUUGAGGCGACUUGUGAUGAAAUUUGAUGGUUUAACAAAUGAGUUCAGUGUGGACAAAUAUGGAGCUAUCAUUACAACGGGAUGAUCUGCUGUGAUCAUCAUUAAUGACUCCUGAUUAAACACCGUCGGGACGUCGCAGGGGGACGUGAGCUCCGUUAAUAACCGCGUCAGAGCAGAAACGUCCCGUUUCUACCACAGCUAGACAGCCACACCGCCUCCACCAGUUUCUCAAUUGUGAUCCCUUCAGGUGCAACUGGACAUUUGGAAACACUUAUAAUGAUGCAAAUGACGACCCAGAGCAGCAACUGCAUGAAAGACCAAUUCUGAUUUAUUUCAGUAUCAUUGUAUUGAACAUCACAGACGGGACUUAACUGAUUAACAGACACAGCCGAACUAUUGCUUCAUUUACUGUAAAUACAGUUGAAUCUAACAUAUUUACAACUAUUAUCAGUAUGGUUUUAAAAUCAACUCUUAUAAUAUGCAAGUGGAGAUGAAGAAGAGGUGACAAGCAGUUAUUUGAUAAAAUAGCCUAUGUUUUUAUCAUAAUGUUAUUUUGAUUCAUUAACAUCAAUUAAUAAAAAAAAGAAAAAAGGUAGGCCUACUCUGCGGAGUUUUUGCCCAUGCAAGACAACACACGUGCACGAACACAGUGCCAUAGGUUUCAGACUUUUCUGGAGAUAGGCAGUUUGUGAAGGCAACAUCAAACGUGACAAUGUAGCUACUUACAAAAACAGGGAAGACGACGACUAACAGCUAAACACGUAGGUAAACAAUGCAGGCCCACACAGUUUAAACCUGAGCUUUGCAAAUGUGGAAUGACAUUCAUGAAAGAGUCUGUUAACCCUCUUGGAUACGUAGGCUACGAAACGUUUCAAUACUAUUUGUGAACUGAACUUUUGUUUGAUUACAGGGAAACUCCAGGGGCAUCUUUAAGCACUUAAGCGGUGUUCACAAAAAUAGGUUUUUCCAAGGAGCACGUGAAAGCAGCAGUCAUUCUGAACAGUUGCUAGAGAUGCUUGCAGCCGCAGCUCUCUUCAGCGCGCGGCCGCAGCGGAACAUUAGAGAAAACAAUGUGCAGGAAGAGGACCACUGAAUCCCUCCAGACAGAGUGACUGAUCAUGGCCAGUCGGUGGCAAGACGGUGCUCGCAGCCGUUCAGGAGAGCACGUCGGUGGCCUAAAAACGGCGCGAACACCCCAACAAGAAGAAUCGUCUGGAGAUAUCGGGGACGCGGCGGAGUCGCUGCGGGAGCUGCCACGAUGGAUGCGGCUUUACUUCUACGGGAUGCAUGGUGUUACUCUGGAUGUCCUGUUGUCAUCGUUACAGGGGGUUUUCAAUCAUGGGGACCCUAAACUGGUGGGGUUUUCAUCUCCAUAUCUUUGUAUCAUGCAUUCGCUAACCCACUUUGCGCUUGAGAAGAUCUACUCACAGAAGAGGUGUUUCCGAGGUCGGCCUGUUGUGUUUCAUCUUGUUUUCUAUCCGUCUGUCUACAUCGGGCUGCAGAUCCUGAUCGGGAACAUCAACACUUUGACCGAGCAGGUGAGGGUAGUAUCAGGGACGCAGCUGGCUGUGCACUACAUCCUGGCUAUCUACUUCGCCCAGGUGUUUCACCGAGGGCUGUCAAGGCUGCAGUAUCACCCAUGCUGCCCCACUGACCUCCUAAGUAAACCCGGCCCGGAGGACAGCAGUCAGGACCGGACAGGUCCUCAGAGUCUCCCCGGCUUUGUGCGGUUCUUGUUCUUCGGGAUGCACGGCUUUCUGGACGAGGUGCUUUUCACCUCUAUGUUCAACCUGGUUGAGAAGUCGGACCGGACCCUCAGUGGCCACACGUCCCUGUGGUCUUUCCUGAUGUACGGUAGCUGCAGCUUCGUGGUGGAAAAGCUCUACCUUCACCUGCAUUUCAGCAGAGGUUGGGGGACGUGGCAGCGCCUCCCGCUCUACAUCUGCUUCAUCUACGCCUGGGAGUUCUCCUGGGGUCUGGUCCUAAGGCAGUUUGACGCCUGCUCAUGGGACUAUUCCCACUAUCCUCACAACUUCAUGGGACUCAUCACCCUUCUCUACCUGCCUGGCUGGGUCUGUCUCAGUCUGUAUCAGGACGUGCUGUCUAAUGUCCUGCUGAGGAUCAAGUGCAACAAAGAUGCAGAUGUGAGUGGGGAGAAUGGAGAGGUCAAUGGACAGCUGGAGUCAAAGAAAAAAAUACUUUAAUGUUUCUUUUUGAGGUUUUGGGCAAAGUCUGACCCACAUGUGACUAAUGAUAAACAAGAAGGCAUUAUUCAUUCCUAAAAAGAAAGAACGUGGCAUACAGGCCUGGGCGUAUUACCCAAAACUGAUUUAUUGAGAAGAGAAAGUUUGUGUUUGUAACCGGAUUCAGUUUGAAUAGGUUUACAAGGUUAAAUGGUAAUGUAGGACCAGGUCAGGCAGUCAACUCAAACCAUGGUUUGCAUUUGCCCACAUAUCAAAGUAGGCUAUCUAAGAUAAUAACUUUGGUUCAGACAGGAGAUGUUACCAUGACAACAAGUGUUGAGAUGAGUUGAGAUUUUGUGCAGUUAAUACUUGCAGAAAGUUGAGAUUCAGUUCACUCUGGAAUCUGGACACUUGUCACCAGUAUGCAGAUGAGACAUUUUUCAGUUGUCAGUUCUGCAAUGCCUGAUAUUUCUGGGUCCAUAAAUGGAGAUAAAACACAAUGUAGGACAUGGUUUGUUUGCCUAACCUGUUUAAAUUCAGUUAACCUACUGCCAUUUUUAUCUCUGUUGUAGGAUGCAGUUGUAAUAUUAACCAGUUUUACAAGUCUUCAUCACUUUGGAUGUGUGAAUAUUCCAUUUUCUUUUAGACACUGCAGUGACGGACCUGCCAUCUCAUACACUACAUGAUUGUGACAGGUUUAGUUUGGGUCAGAGCGAUUAUGUCACUUACAUAUUCAUUGGCAUGCUUUAACUGUAGCCCAUAUCUGCAUGCUAAACAAAAAAGUAGAUAUAAAAAUUAAAAAAGAAAAAAAAAAAAAAACUACUGGAAGGUUUUGUUUCAGGUUUAUGAUUUAGGGUUUCUUCCCCAAAACACAUAUUCACCUAAAAUUCAAACAUCAGUAUUUUCAAGACAAGGAAAAUGUAAGUUAAGAGGACAGUGUCCACUUGCUCCAUAUUCCUUCAUGCAAAUAGUCAGUUUUUAAAUGUUGAUCUCAUUUUAUUUUUUAAAUUGUUAACGUUACAUUUUGGAACAUACUCCCAAUUGUCACCCAGCUUGUUCAUAUGAUCCCAGAGUAAUGCAUGACAACUAUUAGAGUAGCGGUAAACCCAGUAAUAUAUGUAGCAAGAGAAAAGCUGUAGCUGAAUGAGUACGAGGCGCCGAGGGAGAUUUACUGUGAAUCUUUCAUGAACCAAACGUUACUUUGCUGUAGUGCCUUCAGCCUCAGCUGUACUCACAGAAACAACCCACAGGUCUCUUUUCAGCUGAAGUGCUACAGUUGUGGGUUGGGGCCACAGUUCUGCUGUCAAUGUACUGUAUGAAACAUCUGAAACCCAUCUGAACAUUUGGAGCACAGCUCUCCUGAUAAACAUAAUUUUCUACCAUCAGCACCAAUGACAGGCUCUCAGUCAGUGAGGCUGAGUCCUUUACACUAUCAGUAAUUAUACUACUUCCGCAGCAAAAUUAUGGGUAUUUUUUCUUAUCUCCAGUGAAAAGAGCAUUAAAUAACCAAUAUCAAUACAAAUUAAAAAUAGAGAAAUACAAUAUUUUGAAAAAGUCAAUUAACUUACGGAUUACCCUGUCCUUUGAAAACAUACUUAAAACUCCCAAGCUUAGUCGCGUCAAAUUAUUUCUAAAAGCACUGAGCAAGUUUAUCUCCAACUGAUGCACGUUUCAGUCAAGCAGCCAUUUAAUUUAAACCCACUGAUCAAACUUGAAGUGAAUAUUGUACAGACUUAUAGGUUCAGAGGGAACAGUUUCUAGUAAAAAGUUUUUUUAAACUCCAGUGGUUUGGCUUUAUAGUGGUCUUAUGCCUUCUGAGCAAACCAAUCUAAGUACCUUGCACUGUGACUAAACAAAUGGUAGUAUAUCUUAGCAAACUUGUCAACUUUAUACAAGUCACAUUGUAAGGUGAAUAGACUGUCUUUUGGAGUUGGUUUCUGAAAUCAAACUCUGAGUGAGCUGAUGAAUUUACCAGCAGCUGUAGCUGUUUUAGUCCCACAGUGGUAUUUUAAGUCAGUGCUGGAAUCAAUCCUGUCAUUUAUGAAGCUGCCCUUUAAUCAUUUCUAUAAAAUUAGGAAACAGUUUCUUCUAAAUGCAACUCUAAAUUCUGAUCUUUUUUUUUUAUGCCCUCACAGACCAGGGAGUGACAGUGAAAAUUGUUGUACAUCAUUGAAAUUUAUUAGAAUCAUUCUCGUUGGAUUCUUAAAAUAUUUUUUUCUUAUUCAUUAGGGAUUUCUAUUAAGGAAUCAAACUGAAUUUUGUCUAUGCAUAUUUAGAAAGAUAUCUGGCACAAAUAUUAUAUCUGGAGAGGUGUCAGAACAUAUUUCAAAUCAUGUCUAAAUCACAAGUGGUGACUUGUUUUUUGUUCUACUUGGCAGCUAUAUUAAGGUUCUUUAACACUGUCAUUUUCUGAAUCACAGCCACAUGAGUGUGUGACUUUUUACAUCUUUAAGAUUUUCCAUGGCCGAAUAACUGUAAUUUAAUCACACUUUACUUUUGUGUUGUGUUAUUCACUGAUUUUAAAAAAAAGAGACCAAACUGCUUUUAGAAAAGGGUGUGAAAGGUUGAAAUAAAAUGCAGAUUAAAGUAAAAAAUGAUGACCGACUUGCAAUGGCAUGUACUGUACAACUUACAAUUUUAAUUAAAUCUAAAAAUUUCUUGUGA
Molecule: messenger RNA, 5171 nt
Organism: Seriola aureovittata
Lineage: Eukaryota; Metazoa; Chordata; Actinopteri; Carangiformes; Carangidae
Gene: tmem229a
Product: transmembrane protein 229A
Exons: 1
Coding region: 1443-2528 (361 amino acids)
Source: RefSeq, a predicted model, not a curated record